Molecule: messenger RNA, 2337 nt
Organism: Pleurotus ostreatus (oyster mushroom)
Lineage: Eukaryota; Fungi; Basidiomycota; Agaricomycetes; Agaricales; Pleurotaceae
Exons: 4
Coding region: 1-2337 (778 amino acids)
Source: RefSeq, a predicted model, not a curated record
AUGACCGGCUCAAAGAAGCGUCGCAAUCCUGAUACCCCUCCGUCGACGCCGCCCAAGCGUGCUCGUCAGUUCUUUGUCGAGCAACACACACCGUACAAUCUAAAGUCCAACGUGCACUCGCCACACACGCAAAGCAUGUCCACAAACCAAGUGCUUCAAAAGCAACGCACUCAGAAAGAACUCGAGAACAUCCUUUUGCAAGAACUACAAUAUGUUACGUACGAAGGCACCUGGGUUUCCAAUCACUUCUGUCCUGCUCCUGCGCAGAUGGUCGAACAGGUAAUUGCACAUCUGGGGAAGGUGGAUCUUUGGAAACCUUCAACUAAAGAUGUCCUGAAUGUCGCUCGUAUGAAGACCUGGCCUCGCAAACGCUCUGGUGAAACCAAAUUCUACGAACCGUUCACUACCCUUCUCAACAAGAUCGUCGAGUCAUUGGCGGCGUGCUAUCCAAGCGAGUAUAAACAUUCGUAUCUCAGAUAUGUGAGAUUCAAAGGAUACGCAAAAACUAUGCAGGAGUCGGUCUCAGGAGAAUUUGUGUUGAAGCCGGACAUCGUUGGCGUCACAAAGUGGCUUCUCAACAAGGGAAGAGCGUCAUGGUAUUCAACCGUUUUGGCGGGCGAAGUCAAAUCUUCUUGGAAGGAACUCGUCCCUCAGGCUGGAACUUAUGCGCGCUGCCUGUUCGCGGCCUCGGAUCAUCGCAUCUUCAUUCCUAUCCUGGCUCUGGAUCACUCAACUUCUACAUUCCGCCUGUUAUUCUAUCAUCGUAGCGGAGUGCUCGCCACGCACGAUAUGGCCCUCCGCACGGCGUCCGGCUUCAAAGACUUCGUCUCCACUAUCGUCGGGAUGUGGCUUUGGCGAGAGCCCUCUCAGGUUGGAUAUGUACCCACGCAGCUGCCCACCUACCUCUCAUUCAACAAUAUCAAAUACUUCAUUCACAAUGUCGUCUGUCGUCGUCAGGCUAUUCGUGGGAGGGUGACUACUGUGUAUGUUGUGGACCGUGAGGAACCGCCCCCGGGUGCGACCCGGUACCUUGCGGUGGCUCAAGCGGAAUGUGGUGGUCGAGAGUGGAAAUGCCUGAAUCCGUUCGACUAUCAUGACGAGCAACACGAGGCCCUCGAGUUCGAUGAAGGCAGUGACGAAGAGGACAGUGACGAAGAGGACAGUGACGAAGAGGACAGCGACGAAGAGGACAGUGACAAAGAGGAGAGCGACAAAGAGGACAGUGACAAAGAGGAGAGCGACAAAGAGGAGAGCGACAAAGAGGGCGGGGGGGCUGAAAGUCAGGAUGACGAUGGUGUGGUGACUACGCAAGAGCUGCUUCUUCAUGGCGGCAUCCCUGAAUCCUUUAUUGUCAAAUGCUCUCAUCAGCUUCCUGGUCGGACAACGGAGCUCGAAGUGUUCAGCGCCGUGCAAGGAUUCAUCGGCAUCCCCGAUGUCAUAGCCGAAUACGAUGCACUAUGCUUUGUGAUUCCCGCGGACAAAACGCCCUCGCCAUGGAGCGUUCUUACUGACACGGAGAGUGACAUCCUCCCAUACGAGUCUCGGGUUCAUAAACACACCCUUAUCGCGUCCAUUGGUCAACGUCUCACUGCGGAUCUGACUUUCAGGCAAGUUGGCUAUGCAUUGCUCCAUGCGAUGAUCGGGCAUUGUGCGCUAUUCACCGAAGGGGGAUACCUCCAUCGUGACAUCAGUAACGGAAACAUAGUUCGCCUCGUUGAGUCUUCUCGGUCUGAUUGGAAAAUUCCGCCUAUCUUACACGGAUUAGUUACGAGCAAUGAAUGCAGCGCGGUCCUCAUUGAUGGGGAUGUCGCCAAGAAGUGGGGUAGCCCUGCGCAAGCUUCGGACCGAUCUGGGACUCUGCCAUUCAUAUCGGCGGGGCUAACGGACGCCUGGGCAAAAAGACGAGCAAUUGUUCAGACACCAAUCGAUGACCUAGAGUCGUUUGUCUGGGUACUCCUCUACGACAGCCUUGCAUGGACCCCUGCGAACGAAAGGACGACAACCGAGAAUGAUUGGUGGGGAAAGAUUAACCAGGACACUUUGAGCUCCCUCGCGGAUUUUAAAAGGCUUCUCUUAGAAGUCGACUGGGGAUCGCGGAUGGCAGACAUCGAGGACGAUCUCUCCGGAAUCCUCGCUCUAUUUCAGCCUUUACUUCACGCGUGGUUCCUCCAGUCCACCAGAUUCGCCGCAGCCCACAGACAAUUGCUUCGCGAGCAGAGCGACGAAAACAAGUUCACCCAACUGUACGAUGAUGCGUAUAAAGCUUUCACUUCUGUUGGCCUGGAGAAAUGCGCCGCGCUUCCCGAUAUUCCUAUCAAAUCUGUACACAAACAGUAG